Messenger RNA from Aspergillus puulaauensis, 1881 nucleotides. It is a transcript of the gene SUR1, whose product is annotated as C2H2-type zinc finger protein. Bases 1 to 1881 code for a protein of 626 amino acids. NCBI's taxonomy places the organism in Eukaryota, Fungi, Ascomycota, Eurotiomycetes, Eurotiales, Aspergillaceae. Gene Ontology annotation, cellular component: nucleus. Gene Ontology annotation, biological process: regulation of transcription by RNA polymerase II. The record is from RefSeq and is a predicted model, not a curated record. Gene Ontology annotation, molecular function: RNA polymerase II cis-regulatory region sequence-specific DNA binding; DNA-binding transcription factor activity, RNA polymerase II-specific. The transcript is spliced from 7 exons.
AUGCCUGAGGCCAGUGAUCCGGGCUGCUGCUUCUGCCCCCUCUCUCCUUCCCACCCACGCCCACGCCGAUUGUCAUUGCACGAGAAGGAAUUGGAUGCCUUUCUGCUUUUGUCUCGCUCAUUCAUAGAGCGCUCACCCGGGUCGACUUACGACUCAUCAAAAAUCGCAGACAAAAUGGCUACCCACACGCGACAAGACGAUUUCUGCCUCGAAUGCCACUGGGAGUCCUUUCAUCUGGACGGUAAAAGCUCGGAGGAUUCGUCCGUGGCCCCGGCGUCUGACUGCUGCCCUGAAAAGGAGCAGCAUGCCUCAGAAGCGCAUGGCGACAGCGCUUGUUGCGACACUGACAACUGCUCCAUUACCUGUCCAUCAGUCUGUGACGGCUUCGUUGAAUGCAACGACGAAGACGACCACGACCCCUGCUCUGUAUCUAGAUGUGAAGAGUCACAUUGUCAUGACCCUGCCCCUAUCUGUUUCGACGAACAUUGCUUUGAUCCCGACGCCCCCCCAGAAAUCCCAGACCAUUCAUUAGAGUCUCUAUUUGGACUGGGGAUCCCCAUGGCUUCAGACAAGAAUGACUUUUCACUCAGCCUGGAUCAGUGCCAGGUGGACCAUCAUAUGCCCAAGCCAAUUGAGCAUGCUGCAACAGACCUCAGCCAUCUAUGCGCUGGUCCCUUUUUCAGCCCAGACUCAAUAGCAAUCACUCCCUGCCAUCCCCCUCACAGCUAUCAUCAUGAUCCUCACUCCGCCGGCCUCUCUCACGUUCCUCCUGCUCAGAGUAUGAUGCCUCCAUCGUUACCGAUGCAAAACGAAGUCAACCCCUCCGACGUCUUCCACAUGCUUGGGAUGUGCCCCGACUACUCAAAUCACUUCCAUGUCCACGAAGCAUCAAAUUGUCCUGAGAAUCUGGACGGCAGCUCAUCAUCAGACUCCUUCACUUGUCUCCAUCUCGACGACGACAGAAUAAACAGCAUCAUGAAAAACCCUAUAUACACGAGCAAUAACCUUCCCGCCAGGGGUCCCUGCCGUUCGAACCAUCGUUGCCGAUCCCAUCACCACGCACACGCCCACCACUUCUCACCCUACUCCCGUCACCCCCGAUCAAGCAUCAGCUCCCAAAUUCUCCCCAGCCCAGGAGAAACACCUCCUCCGCUGGACGGCGGUGUAUCUUCAGUCAUAACAAGUCCGGACUACUCCGCGACCGAUGGUGAAUUGCACAUUUGCAAAUGGGUUAACAAUUCCCGGGGCAUCAAAACCGGAUGUGGUGCUGCUUUUUCAAGCGCCAGUGCGCUUCAAGAGCACCUUGUCUGUCGCCACAUGGGGCCAGUCAAUGGCGCCAAAGGAACUGGAUACUACUGCUGCUGGGAAGGCUGCAGCCGACCUGGAGAGCCAUUCUCACAGAAGUCGAAACUUCAAGGCCACUUCCUCACACACAGCAACUACAAAAACUUCCAAUGCACGGUCUGCGGAAAGCUUUUUGCUCGACAAGCAACCCUUGAACGCCAUGAGCGAAGCCAUCGCGGCGAGAAGCCCUACAAGUGUUCAGACUGUGGCAAGUCAUUUACAGAUAGUAGUGAACUAAAAACCCAUUCACGCACUCAUACCGGCGAGAAACCAUUUAGCUGCACGUAUCCAGGAUGCAACUUUCAAACCGGCGAUUCGUCAAAUAUGUCCAGCCACAGACUCACACAUGGCGAACGAAGGCACAAAUGCCUUCACCCCGACUGUAACAAGAGUUUUACUCGACCUGACCAACUCAAACGACACAUGCGCUCAACACACAAAACCGAAAUCCAAAUCCCAACCCCCUUGCUCGGGUCUCCAACAGAUGACCAACUCGCAUUUCCAAUUCAGUCUCAGGUUCCUUUCGGCAUGGCGUAA